Plasmodium relictum is the source of this 267-nucleotide messenger RNA. RefSeq names its product CDGSH iron-sulfur domain-containing protein, putative. The coding region runs from base 1 to 267 and encodes 88 amino acids. Gene Ontology annotation, molecular function: 2 iron, 2 sulfur cluster binding. Lineage: Eukaryota; Apicomplexa; Aconoidasida; Haemosporida; Plasmodiidae. The record is from RefSeq and is a predicted model, not a curated record. The transcript has a single exon. Gene Ontology annotation, cellular component: intracellular membrane-bounded organelle.
AUGGGAAAUAUAUUAUUAAAGGGAAAUAAUUGUAAUAUUAUGAGAAAUAAAGGAGACAUUUUAAAUGUUAAAAAUUUCAAACCGUUACAUAUUGAAACAUUUUAUCCACCAUUAAAAAAAUCCAAAAAAAUAUCAGUAUGUAGAUGUUGGAAGUCUAAUAACUUUCCUUAUUGUGACAAUACACACCAAAAAUUACAGCAACAAGGUAUUGUUUGUGGACCUCUACUUUUAGAAAUAAGAAAAAGUAAUAGUUUAUAUUCUAAUUAA